AUGCUAAGAAAAGGAACUUCAACGAUAUACAAGACACACAAGAAAAGCAACAGCAGCAUACUCAGGAGCCAGCGAGACCAAACUAGGAUGGAUUCGUUGGUGGAAGAAUCUCCCAUGGGUGAUUUUGGGGUCCAUAACCAACCUACGCAGCCCGGCGUGAUAUACUACUUUGUCGAGUUGACUAAUUUAGGCAUACAAGAGAACUCCAGCAGCAAUAAUAACAACAACAACAACAACAACAACAACAACAACGGCGAAAAUAGCAACAAUGAGAACGAUGAGAACGGCACCCGAUACGGCCACGGUAGCAGUUCAGGCGGGAACGUCCAUUCCCGUCGUUACUCGUAA
Saccharomyces kudriavzevii IFO 1802 is the source of this 348-nucleotide messenger RNA. RefSeq names its product Roq1p (gene ROQ1). The transcript has a single exon. Lineage: Eukaryota; Fungi; Ascomycota; Saccharomycetes; Saccharomycetales; Saccharomycetaceae. The coding region runs from base 1 to 348 and encodes 115 amino acids. The record is from RefSeq and is a predicted model, not a curated record.